Molecule: messenger RNA, 1464 nt
Organism: Elaeis guineensis (African oil palm)
Lineage: Eukaryota; Viridiplantae; Streptophyta; Magnoliopsida; Arecales; Arecaceae
Product: F-box protein At5g49610-like
Molecular function (GO): protein binding
Source: RefSeq, a predicted model, not a curated record
UGUACAAUCCAACGGUUGAUUCGCACGAAGGAAGGUGAGUUCUUCUUUCGUAAGAAAAAGAAACAACCAUGAGCUUCCCCAACAAAGCCUCCCAGAGAGGCUCUGAGGGGUCACCAUGCUAAUAAAUCCAAAGCUGAGGCCUAUCGGAAGAAAGGAAGAAAAAAAGUCGUAGUCUCUCCACUACAAGAAGAUGGUUCGCUGUGUUUCCAAACUGACGGACGAUCUCGUGGCCGAUAUCCUUUCUCGCUUGCCGACCAAGUCCUUUUUCCGGUUCCAAUGCAUGUCCAAGUCCUGGCUCGCCCUUUCCUCUGAUCCCUACUAUCAGAACAAGUUCCCUCGUGCUGCAUCUGGCCUCUUCUUAAAUGUCCCCAGUGGAGGCUCGGCGCCCAUUCACAGGUCGAGAAGAGGUAUCCAAUAUAUUAGCCUCUCAAAUGAUGAUGACGAUCUUGCCAUCGACACAGCCCUCAGUUUCUUGCCCAACAUAUGGAAUAUGGAAGUCCUCAGCUCCUGCAACGGGCUGCUCCUCUGCCGCUCGUGGGUUGCACACAGCUGGGGUCUAACAUCUUACGGCGUUAAGGCUCAAUCCAUCUAUGUCUGCAAUCCCGCCACUAGCGAGUGGGUCAUGGUCCCUAAAGCAAAUGAUACAUAUUACGACCAAUACCUAGCUUUGGGCUUCGAUCCUCGUAUCUCCCGCCACUACCAUGUCCUCUGCUUCGAUUUCCAUGAAAGGUUUGUGAUCUUCUCGAGUAAGACAAACGAGUGCGUCGUGAGCGAAGUCUCCGACGCCAAGAAGUAUCACAAACCAGAAGCUACUUUCUGGCAUGGAAUCUUUCAUGUUACAAAUGGUCUGAACCAAGUCUUAGGAGUUGAUCCGGAGGGAAUGUUUUGCUGCAAAAUCGAGCUGCCUGAAUCUGAUGGGAUGCAAUAUCUUGGUCACUCAGGGGGUUAUUUGUGUUAUAUGCUGCAAUGCAAGGAUGAGAUAAAGGUUUGGAUGCUUACGGACUACUGUCAUGGGGAAUGGCUGUUGAAGCAUUGGAUUAAUAUCAGAGAUAUGUUACAGAACUAUGGGAUCCCUGAAACACAAAAUAUUCGUAUCUUGGAAUUUCAUCCGGAUGUGGAUGUUGUUUUUCUUCGAAUACAACAGAAGAUCUUCUCAUAUCAAUUAAACUGUGGUAGAUUGGAAGAAGUUGGAGACUUGUACCAUAUAUACGGUCGAAGGUGUUUUGUUUAUUCACCCCGCUUAUUGAAGGGGUUUGGCGAUGAGGAUGCCUAAUGGGAUGGACGAGGAACAAACUCUAUGCAUUAAUAUUCUUUUCAACAUAUCAUAAUGUGUUAGAGGUUUGUAAAAUUUACCAUCGAUUCUGUUGUGUUUUGACCUUCUUGAAUGCUGCCUUCAUGGUUUAAUUGUGAAGAUAUUUAUCGAUUGUGGAAUAUAUGUUACUGUAUGUGGAACUGGCUCAUCUA